Molecule: messenger RNA, 3408 nt
Organism: Synchiropus splendidus (mandarinfish)
Lineage: Eukaryota; Metazoa; Chordata; Actinopteri; Syngnathiformes; Callionymidae
Gene: stradb
Product: STE20 related adaptor beta
Exons: 13
Coding region: 1225-2466 (413 amino acids)
Biological process (GO): protein phosphorylation
Molecular function (GO): protein kinase activity; ATP binding; protein serine/threonine kinase activator activity
Source: RefSeq, a predicted model, not a curated record
CAUCAAGCUGCGACAGCGCCGUAGGCGGUUAUGACGAGUUUAUCCCCCGUCUGACAUAUGUGUCAAAUUAAAAGACCCGACAGCGGUGUUAGGGGACACCAUUCCGUAAAACAAUAUGCUUAUAAGAUGUUAAUUCAGACAUUGAAUCGACACGUUUGUAACUAAUCGAACUAUUAUGGAUUUGUUCGGAGUUAUGGACGCGGUUCUAUAUAUUUGCAGAAUUGUUUACGUCGAAAGCUUCUGUCUGAAGGUAAGCACAUUCUACAGUAUAAUAACCGUCAACACACGUUAUCGACAUUUACUGACUGCUUAAAACGUUAGUUUGCCUCGUGUUAAUGAUCAGACUGUCAAAGUGUUUUCGGGCAAGUCAUUCUGAUAAAAGGCACAACUCGCUUUUGUGUUGUUUUUGUCAUUCGAUAUCCUAAUUCUGUAUGUAUUCAUCUACUCAUUCUAUUCGGAUUAUUACCACAUAUGCAAUUUAAAUGAUAGUCCGUGCUAAAUAUCACCGAAAUUGAAAUAACCUUGACUUACCUUGACCCAUAAUAACUGCAAGAGGAAACUAUACAUGAAUUCUGAGGACAUUCAACACAUUAAUAAGGUAAUAAAAUGUUAUAACGCAGAUUUUCUUGUAUACUGUUUCCGAUUUUUCUUGACAAUUUUAUGUGUUAUAAGAGAGAGGUGUGGAGAUUAGGGAAGGACAUCAACAUUGUUUUUGGCACAAUAAUGAGAUGGGUUCAUCUAUGGUUAUGCAAAUUUUGAUAUUUGUGGACAUCACUGUCAAUUAUAGUGAAACAAUUGUGUAGUGAGACAAACCUGUGGCAUCAAGUGUUCAUGCACUCACAUACUGUACAGUAGGUCAAAUAGCAAGUGUGAAAAUAUCUAGUAACUGAAAUCAUAUCGUGUUCAUUCAAUGAGACAUGGAAGAAAGAAAAAAAAGCCCCCAGCUUUCUAAUGGCUUUAGCUGAGGCAGAGGUUUUGUGAUGUGUUUACUUCCUAUCAUCAGCAUUGAUGCCACUGAUGCUGCUGGACGGGGAUUAGCUGUUUCCCCAGACUUGGAGCUGAUCUAAUGCAUGCAGUCAGUGAGUGGAUGAAUGUCAGAGCAACUAGUUUUACCGUCACCCAAAGGACCCCAUGUCUUUCCUGCACACUCGAGGACUCCCAACAUGUCUAUCUUAUGGAGACAUUUAGGACUGUUCCUGCAUCUCCCACACUCAGGUCCAGCCCAUGGACAUAGAGGAGCACUAUGAAGACAGCAGCCACCAGUUUCUGAGCUCAGACACUUCUGAAUAUACCCUGCAGGGUCCAUCAAGCAGUGAUGACAUCACAGGACUGUCAGCUGAGCCAGCUCACUACCAGAUUCUUGCUGAGCUAGGGAGGGGCUUUAACAGCCUGAGCCUGGUGAACCUGGCUCGUCACACCCCGACAGGUCAGAUGGUGGCCAUCAAACGGACCAAUCUGGAUGAGUGCACCGAGGAGGAGCUGCUUCACCUCAUGAAUGAAGUUUUGCUCUCCAGGCUGUUCCGUCACACAAACUUGCUGACCUCUCGUCUGGUCUUCAGCUCGUGUAGUCAGCUGUGGGUCCUCACACCUCUCAUGUCUUACGGUUCUGCAGACUCUUUACUGAGAACUUACUUCCCUGAUGGAAUGAGUGAGUCAUUAAUCGCAUAUCUACUGUUUGGUGUGCUGAAAGCCUUGGAGUACUUGCACCGUAUGGGCUAUGUUCACAGAGGUGUGAAGGCCAGUCAUAUCCUGCUGUCAGAAGAUGGCCAUGUCUACCUAUCAGGGCUCCAUAGUAUUUACAGCUUGAUGCGUGACGGCAAGCGGAUGAGAGCCGUAUUUGACAUGCCCCACCACAGCCCCGCCCAGCUGCCCUGGCUCAGCCCGGAACUACUGCGACAGGAUCUGCAUGGGUACGGUGUGAAGUCAGACAUCUACAGUCUGGGCAUUGUAGCUUGCGAGUUGGUCAGUGGCAGGGUGCCCUUCCAGGAUAUGCCACCCACUCAGAUGCUCCUUCAGAAGUUGCGCGGCUCUCACUGCUGCCUUCUGGAUAUUGCCCCCUUCCCACUGGGCGAGCUUGGGGGACUUAAAGUGUCUCGCUCUGGAAUUGACUCUGGAAUUGGGGAGAGUGUAGUCACUGGAAGUCUGACCCACAGCGCCACUGCCCCACCCACCGACAGACCUCAGAGCCCUGGACCUAAAAAUCACUCGGCCACUCUGCACAACCUGGUGCAGCUGUGCCUACAGCAGCAACCAGAGAGAAGGCCGUCUGCAUCGACACUGUUGACCCACGCCUUCUUUAAACAGGUGAAGAGACACACCAGAGACUCUUUUCUUAGCCUUAUGUACCCAGCAGCUCCUCUCACCAGCCCUGAGGAUCCUCCAGUGUCCUGCCCUCCCGGCUGCUCUGACCACACUUCCACUCCGACCGUGGGGGACACAGCAGAGUCUGUGUGGGACUUCUCCUAACUGGCUUCUAAUUGUUUUUCUUUGCAAGCCAAAACUAUACACAACAAUACAGUGAAAGGCCAAACCCUACUGUGCUUGUAUUUUCAAUCCUAUAUAGUCUUAGAAUUAUUUUAUAUAAUGAUAAGAUAAUCCUUUUAAUGGUUUAUUUCAUUGUUGCACAUUUGAAUUGAGGGAGUUGAGGUGGAUUGAGGUUUGUUUUAAUAAUACGUUUUUUUUUAUUGUUAAAAUAGUAAUAGAGUAAUGUGAAUCUCAUGCUGUGACCAAUCAAACAAUAUGAAUUCAAAGUAUACUGGGUACUAUCUAUGUUCAUUGUUAUGAAGUGGUCCUGAAUAAUGUGAAGGUAUUUAAAGUUAAAAAUACACAGGGUCAUUCAUACAAUGUGGAUCUAUCGAGUUUCAUCUCAUAUUUUGCCAUUCAGUUUUUAUCCAAUUGAACACAUGCGAAAACAAUGUAAAUACAUUUGUUGCUGUAUGUUUCAUGAGUUGUAAAAGAUGCCUCAUAGCAGCGAGGACAAACCUAAGAUGUAGAGGAUUGCUUGUCUCAAAAGCUGUGAGUAGAUGCAGUAAUAUAUCUAUGAACAAUCUAUUUUACUGUUCUGUGACCACUUAAGGCCUUUAUGUUAUCAUUCAAAGUAUGAUAAUGUUAUGUGUAACUGUGAAUAAAUGUGCUAUGUAGUUGGCUGGACAUAUCAAACAUGGUAGCUAUUUGAGCCUUAUUUUAAACUAUAUAUACUAUAUAUUCUUGUAUAUGCAAAUGUGACUUUAAAUAACCUGUCUUGUUUCUGUUUUUUAUGUUGUUUAUUUAAAUAUAUAUUUUUUAAAUGCUACUUUCAUUUUGAUAAACAUUGUCAUUUCAAUUCAUUGAAAUGUUUCUAUUUCCCUCCUCGUUUCAACCAUGAGUUUGUUUUCAUGCCAAGCCUGGAGCUGAUAGUUACCAACCAGU